UGCCCCAUCGUUGGUGUCAGCAGGAGGAAUAGUGCCCCAUCAUUAGUAUUAGUGGGAGGAAUAGUGCCCCAUCAUUGGUGUCAGUGGGAGGAACCGUGCCCCACCAUUGGUGUCAGUGGGAGGAACUGUGCCCCAUCAUUGUUGUCAGCGGGAGGAACAGUGCGCCAUCAUUGGUAUCAGUGGGAGGAAUCGUGUCCCAUCAUUGGUGUCAGUGGGAGGAACUGUGCGCCAUCAUUGGUAUCAGUGGGAGGAAUCGUGUCCCAUCAUUGGUGUCAGCGGGAGGAACUGUGCCCCACCAUUGGUGUCAUUGGCAGGAACAGCGCGCCAUCGUUGGUAUCAGCGGGAGGAAUC
This is a messenger RNA of Staurois parvus, 351 nucleotides long. Lineage: Eukaryota; Metazoa; Chordata; Amphibia; Anura; Ranidae. The record is from the annotation of a GenBank genome assembly.